This is a messenger RNA of Aspergillus sclerotioniger CBS 115572, 2115 nucleotides long. RefSeq lists its product as uncharacterized. Lineage: Eukaryota; Fungi; Ascomycota; Eurotiomycetes; Eurotiales; Aspergillaceae. Bases 1 to 2115 code for a protein of 704 amino acids. The record is from RefSeq and is a predicted model, not a curated record. The transcript has 7 exons. Gene Ontology annotation, molecular function: zinc ion binding.
AUGGAUUUAUUACAACAGGAUCUUCCGUCUGUGCAGGACCUCUUGUGCACCGGAGAGCCAUUUGUCCCAUUUUCCGAGUACUCUGUCCGGGACAUCAUCCACCUGCCACAAGAUGAAGCCACCGGAUGGGUUGAAAAUAAGCUUCGUCAAGGAAAGCCAUUUGUUAUACGUGGCUUUACUGAGAUGGGGGAAUGGAAUCGAUCUAUCCUGAACAAUGAGAGCUUCGGCGCCCUUUCAUCCUCGGCAGGGCGAGAUACUAAAAUGCGGCUUCGAGAUUUACUUGCGCAGACAGAUUAUGCCCGUACCAAUGAUAUCCGAGAAUUUCUAUACGCGAAAGAUCUUCCGUGUCCAGCUGAGUGGGUCAAGGCAUUGGGGGCAUUCCUCCCUUCAGCUAUGAGGCAUCUUGGGUCUCUUGAUUUGUUCCGAACGUUGCCAAAGGAGGUUACCCCGGAGGUGCUGAUGGCUUAUGUCGGGACUCGCAAGUCUUCUUCAGGAUUUCAUAGAUGCUUUAGUGGAACAGUUGCCCUGAAUCUGUUGGUUGAAUCCGAUGUGCGGCUAGGUACUGGGCCUGGAUCUCUUUGCUUUGGGACCGAUAAACUCUCACAGGUCCUAUACGACGCAUAUAUGGAAGGACUAGGGAAGUCCCCCCACACCGAUUGGACCAACGUCUCUACCACCCAGCUGAAGUCUGCCAAUUUCCCCAUCUACGUCACGCACCAGGAGCCUGGAGACUUGGUCAUAUUCCCCUCCGCUACCGCCCAUCAAAUUUGGAAUAUCAGCCCAAUGGUUACAAAAGUCGUCUGGAACAUCAUGCAUUGCUCUUCCCUUAUAUCAUUCUUUGACUACAUCCAGCCAACUUACCAGCGACAGUGUCAUGCAGACACUGGCCGAGUUCCUCUGAUACCGUUACACGCAUUGAUCAGGGGCUCUCCAGAGUCAAGGGAUGAAGCACUUCUCUUAGAAGUUUUUGAACAACUCCUCGAAGAUGAAGCCAUAGAGACUGAAACAGCUACUUCAAUAAAGACUGUCGAUACCCAAGGAGCUAUCGUCGAAUGCAACUUUUGUGGUUUGACAAUCUGGAACCGACAUUUGCACUGCGAGCAAUGCGGGGACUUUGACUUAUGUCUGACGUGCUUUAUUUCUGGACGCAGCUGUAAACAUGUUGCUGAUUAUACUUGGGCUGAACUAAUUCCACGGAGAUACUGCAAGGAUAUCAUCCAGACGACCCGAAACAGACUACAUGAUCGACUGCUCUUAAGGCGCAGAAGUCCACCACAAAAGACUUUGGGCGCCUUGGCCGUCGCUGCGGCAGAUGCGCGGAAGCAAUCAAUGUGUUCCCAAUGCUGCAACUGCCGUUGCUGUCACUUUGCUCGCCCCUACUCCAGCAGAGACAAGCCUGUGCGAGCUCGGAUCAAGCCGAUCGACCCACGUGGCCGCGUCAUGGGGUUUACUGACAACGUGUUUGAUCAGAAACGAGGGAAACGAGCUAGCAUGGCUGCUCACAGUGCAUCGCCACAAUCUGAGAUAGUCUCACGCGGACAAAAACGGCCAAGGACACAAAUUAAUAAUGGAAAGGGGGAAGUGCAACAACUGCAGGGAGACUAUAGUACUCUCACAAAUUUUGCUGCGACUCAUACGAUAAGAUCAGAUGAGAACAUCCACACUUAUCGCCAUCCCUACGCCAGUUCUUCGCGAAAUUUAGGCCCGAAGGGACAACUCCGAAUCAGUGAUCUGGUCGAAGAGCAUAGCCCUGCUGAUUCUGGACCGCUCUUUCAGACCCCGUUUAGGCAGGGUUCUCCUCCACCUUCCCUGACGCCGGAAGAUGGCCCAUUCCGACGGCAUUCCGAAGAGGCAAGCGUUCCCCCCUUGACAGACGAAGCCAGCAUCGUUGUUCUCGAGAAAAGACUGCAGGCACUUCGACGAUACGCAGAUGACCUUUUGGAUCUUUCUUUGGUGGAAUCGCAUGCAAAGCUUCUUGAAAAGAUAAGUCAGCUGCAGGGUCAGGUCGAAGAGCGCAAGCGACGGAAAGCGGAGACACUCUUUGACAAUCUCCAUCGAGACUUCCCAGAACUGGCCACUCUUGCCAGAGAGGAAGCACGGCGACAGGGAUUAUAA